AGCCCUGGGGGAGUCACUACCAUUGCAGCCCUACCCAGAGGUCCUGGGUCCACCCUCCCUCGUCAAUGCUCCCCAGGGUUCCAGAGAUGGCCACCAGCCUCGGCUCUCCCACGUCUACACCCAUCACCUCCAGCCUGAGGGCGCAACUGAGAGGAACUGAGACCCAAGCAGCUCAGUAAAGGCCCCGCGGCGAGGGCAUCGGCUCUCGCCGGCGGAUGACGAGCUGUAUCAGCGGACGCGCAUCUCUCUGCUGCAACGCGAGGCCGCUCAGGCAAUGUACAUCGACAGCUACAACAGCCGCGGCUUCAUGAUAAACGGAAACCGCGUGCUCGGCCCCUGCGCUCUGCUCCCGCACUCGGUGGUGCAGUGGAACGUGGGAUCCCACCAGGACAUCACCGAAGAGAGCUUUUCCCUCUUCUGGUUGCUGGAGCCCCGGAUAGAGAUCGUGGUGGUGGGGACUGGAGACCGGACCGAGAGGCUGCAGUCCCAGGUGCUUCAAGCCAUGAGGCAGCGGGGCAUUGCUGUGGAAGUGCAGGACACGCCCAAUGCCUGUGCCACCUUCAACUUCCUGUGUCAUGAAGGCCGAGUAACUGGAGCUGCUCUCAUCCCUCCACCAGGAGGGACUUCACUUACAUCUUUGGGCCAAGCUGCUCAAUGAACCGCCAGGAACUGACCUGCUGACUGCACUCUGCCAGGCUUCCCAAUGCUUUCACUCUUAUCUACCCUUUGGCACUUAAUCUUGCUUAUCAACAUAAUAAUUUAUACACUUCUCCCA
Messenger RNA from Pan troglodytes (chimpanzee), 775 nucleotides. RefSeq names its product NADH:ubiquinone oxidoreductase complex assembly factor 3 (gene NDUFAF3). The transcript has 5 exons. Gene Ontology annotation, cellular component: mitochondrial inner membrane. NCBI's taxonomy places the organism in Eukaryota, Metazoa, Chordata, Mammalia, Primates, Hominidae. The record is from RefSeq and is a predicted model, not a curated record. The coding region runs from base 275 to 658 and encodes 127 amino acids. Gene Ontology annotation, biological process: mitochondrial respiratory chain complex I assembly.